Messenger RNA from Humulus lupulus (European hop), 1288 nucleotides. RefSeq names its product cinnamoyl-CoA reductase-like SNL6. Gene Ontology annotation, molecular function: 3-beta-hydroxy-Delta5-steroid dehydrogenase (NAD+) activity. The record is from RefSeq and is a predicted model, not a curated record. NCBI's taxonomy places the organism in Eukaryota, Viridiplantae, Streptophyta, Magnoliopsida, Rosales, Cannabaceae. The transcript is spliced from 5 exons. The coding region runs from base 68 to 1180 and encodes 370 amino acids. Gene Ontology annotation, biological process: steroid biosynthetic process.
CCCACAUCUUCUUCAUUCACACACCGAAUUCUCCUUCACUGUACUGUUCUGCUACGACCUCACAACAAUGGGAAUUAUUAGAUCGGAGGAGAGGGCAAAGGCCGAGCUCGACGAGUUCCGCCGCAUGUUAAUGGCAUCUGCCGGCGCCCAUCGCCGGAAAAGCCAACACGAUCAUCGGUUCAACGGCGCUGUUGAUGAAACCGAUGACGGUGAUCAAGGUGGACUGGUCUGUGUCACAAGUGGUCUUUCCUUCUUAGGUAUCGCCAUCGUCAACUGCCUCUUGAUUCGUGGCUACUCCGUUCGAAUCAUCGUCGAUAAUCCAGAAGAUCUGGAAAAAAUAGAAGAAAUGGAGUCAAACUACAACAAUGGGAAUAACAAUAGUAAUAACAUAUCAGCCAUAAUGGCAAAUCUAGCAGAUGAAGAGAGCUUACUACCAGAAGUUUUCAAGGACUGUCGUGGUGUAUUCCACACCUCUGCUUUCAUUGACCCUGCAGGUCUCUCUGGCUACACGAAAUACAUGGCUGACAUAGAAGCCAAAGCGAGCGAGAAUGUGAUCAAGGCAUGCGCAAGAACACCAUCAGUGAAAAAAUUUGUGCUGACCUCUUCACUUUUGACUUGUCUAUGGCGAGACAGCACCCGUCAGCAAGAAAAUUCUCUUCUAAUAAACCACGAUAGCUGGAGUAGUGAAUCGCUAUGUCGAGACAAAAAGCUCUGGUACGCACUGGGAAAGCUACGGGCUGAGAAGGCUACAUGGAUAGUAGCUGAGGAAAGUGGGUUGAACAUGGCAUCCAUUUGCCCAGGUCUCAUUACUGGUCCUGAGUUUUACAAUAUAAAUUCAACAGCCACAACUGCUUAUCUUAAAGGAGCUCAAGAGAUGUACAAAAAUGGAUUGUUGGCAAGUGUGGAUGUAAACAGAUUGGCCGAGGCACACGUUUGUGUUUACGAGGCAAUGAACAAGACAACAGGUGGAAGAUAUAUUUGCUUUGAUGAAAUUAUUAAUGACGAAGAAGGGGCAGAGAAGUUGGCAAAGGAAAUCAACGUACCAAAAUCAAAAUUUUGUGGCACAGAAAGAGGAACUAGCAACGCCCCAACCCAAUUUCAAUUGUCAAAAAAGAAACUUACAAAUCUAAUGUCUACCCAACAACGACCUUGUUACAACCAAAGUCAAGAGCAGUUGUAAUUAUUAUUGGGUUAGCUUAACUAAUUUGAGAGUUUUGUGUUGACACGAACUGUAAAAAGUAUGUAUUUGCGAUCCAAAACCAGAGAAUAAUACUUCAUUUUAUUUCCA